AUGAAUGCUCUAACUCUGAUUUCAACCCUCACAUUUUGUAUCAUCGCUGCAUUCUCACUAGCAGCGCCAAUUGCCAUGCAGUCUCAACCCAACAAAUCUUUCAAGCUCAACCAAACCCAGCAACAGAAUGAGUGUAUUGGCUGCUGCACUUACACGAUCAUCAUAAAGACAAGUUGCAGUUCUCCCACCAAUACAAGAGAUGAAAUCAACCUUAUAUUUGGUGAUGAUUAUGGCAAUAAGGUUUAUGUUCCAAGACUGGAUGAUCCAAAUUCAGGAAAAUUCAACCAGUGUUCUACAGAUAAAUUUGAGAUAUACCGACCAUGUUUGCGUCCAUUGUGCUAUCUGCUCUUAUACAGAACCGGAGUCGAUGGUUGGAUACCAAACACAGUGACCAUAUAUGAUUACUUCCACCAACCUUUUAUAUUUCACUACGAAAUUGAUGCUAAUUUGGGCAGCUACGGCACUGACAACUGUAAUAUGGUGUCUAGCAAUGAUGCAACAUUAAUUCCUUAA
Molecule: messenger RNA, 513 nt
Organism: Abrus precatorius (Indian licorice)
Lineage: Eukaryota; Viridiplantae; Streptophyta; Magnoliopsida; Fabales; Fabaceae
Product: embryo-specific protein ATS3B-like
Exons: 3
Coding region: 1-513 (170 amino acids)
Molecular function (GO): protein binding
Source: RefSeq, a predicted model, not a curated record